ACCACCUAUCGUAUUGUCUGGUCGGCUCGCCUCCUUCGUGUCUACGCCUGUCCGUAAUCUUGUUCCGGCAAGCAACUUUCAGCCAUGGCUAUCGUGCUCUGGAUCGGUUGCGAGUAUGAAUAGUUGGCAGUCUUCAAGCAAUGCUGGCGACGAGCUGUCGUCUGGUGUACAACCUCUCAGCAGCUGGCCGAGUCCCUAUUCCAGCGCCAGCCACCAAGUUUCACCCCGUCGUCGCGAGCAUGCCGUGCAGCCUCCUCCUCUGACAACCGCCUUCAGUAGUAGUCAAUUCCAAGGCCUUGGACUUGGUUUAGGGGCAGGAUACUCUCCUACGCCUCUUUCUACGACGUCUCUCUCGAGCCCGUUCACACACGGCCAGUCUCCUGUCGUAGCGUCUCCGGGAGGAGUCGCCAUUGGAUCUUCCCCCAUGUCGUCCCGACAAUACAACGUUCCUUAUAAUCCUCAAGAUUGGGGACCGGUGGGACAUACUGCAAUCAAUACAGGCCAACAGACCUAUCCCCAAACGAACAACAUGCUGAGGAUUGUACCCCAACCACGUCCAUUGGGUUCUCACUCAGAUGUAUCGUUGUCGCCUCCACCUCCUCCGUACUCGCCCCCUAGUCAGCAACACCAGCAUCAACCCAGAGAUAAUGUUAGUCAUGAUCCUUCCUCCGUGAGAUCAAGCUCCCCGAGUACCACGUCCUCCUACACAGGAGCAAUGCGUCCGAGUACGGAUCAAGCUCCGGAGUAUCAACAGCGUCGUCUUCCGAGGGCACGUCCGAUGUCCAUGUUCGUGGGGAAUGAGCAGGGCCGGAACAGACGAGUCUCACUGCCUCCCCCACCCCCGCUACCGCAAAGCCUCUCAGGAUCUCGAUCCUCUUCUCGUAACAGAGGAGAGCCUUAUCGCGACCAAGCGGCCGCACCAUUAGGCUCGAGACCAUAUAUUGUGGUCUCGCCGGAGGCUAUGCGAGCAGCGCAGUCUAACAACGGCAGCCACUUGUCGGGCUCUGACAGCAUGGAUGACGCGGGCCGUCCACCCGCUUCGCGAAGAGCUGUCUCGGCCGGACCCGUGGUCAACAGUGCGAGCUCAUCCCGGGCUCAUAGUCAAACCCGAAGUCAGUCACCACUAUCGCAAGGCUGGGAGCCAGGAAUGCCCCUUCCUCCACCUCCCCCGGGCCCUCCGCCGAGCACAAGGUCACAAAGUGUGAAUGGUUUGUCCGAUGCAUCGUCUGUACGCAGCCACAAGGUUCCUGCUAGAACUGGGAAAGCACGCGCACCUCCGGCGCUGGGAACUACGCUUGAUAGCAUACCACCAACACCUGCUGGCUGGGUGGACGAAACCAUCUCGGUGCUCAGACCCAAGAACGAGAAGAUGCCCUUGAGCAUAGAUACUACAAAUAAAGCGUCCGGAAGUAGUUCCACGCCACACGAUACUUCGCAAACAUCCCAGAGUUCCGUCAGUGGUGGUCUUUUCCGAAGCCCAGCCAUCAAAGACCCGAACGCGAAGGGCAUUCGUGAGAGACGGAUAGAACGGCGAAACCGGCAAAGUCAAGUGCUGGACGACCUCAGUGCCGUGUCCAUGAGCAGUAAUCCGUGGGCGGAAGCACUGGACAAGAUCAAACCCUCCAACUUGGUCUUAGAAGACACGAGUGGGGACACGGAGAAGACGCCACACCAAGCCUCGGCCAAGGUCACCCCGCGAAGUACGCGCAGCGUUGGCUCUGAAAUGCAGCAGCAAAUUCCCGCAAGAUCCAGAGCGUCUUCAGGAGGCCUGUUUUCGAAUCGCUCCCCGUUCUCCACCCCUAAAGCCGAGCCGAGCCCGCUAGAGGCACCAGCUGCAUAUGCACCAACUCCGCCAUUCUCACCAGGGACGGAAAGAUCGAAACGAGCCUCGCCGGCUUUACCCUCAAAAGCCCUCCCGACGCCACCACUUCAACCGAAGCAGGAAAGAUCGCCCUCCCAGUCGUCGAGAGUCGAAGACGAAAGGCCCAUAUCACACAUUUUGCACCUGCCAAAUGACAGUGUUCCAACGGUAUCGCCGCUAGCCCCGCGCCGCCUCUCAGCUCAGCAAGGGCCCUCGUUAGACUCUGUCGUUAAGCGUGAUGAUGAAUUUAUCCGGAACGCUUCGCAAAGGCAUCAGAUCUUCAUCGAGAAAGAGGCUGAUGCUGUUGACGAGAAGGAAGCACUGGAAUUGUUCACCGAGUUCAUCAUUGCGGAAUCUCGGAUCCGACGGGAGAAAUAUGCUAAGAUCUGGGAUACCGGGUCAUUUGACAGGGACGAGGUGGUCCGGCAACUGUUCGAGUUGCCACCGAAAACACCACAAAUUACUCAGAUGACUCCUAUGAGUGUUCCCGUUAUGCCUCCGAAAAGGGCAUCAACCGGAGCAUUACCCAAACCUAAGCUAGACAUUCCUCAAUCGCGGCCCGAAUCUGCGUGGUGGAACAACUACCAGCCGUGCCUCUCACCGAUUGCAAGUCUUGGUCUCAGCAACGACGAAAUGAGCUCUAGAGGACGUGCUCCCAGUCGCUGGUGGGAAUCGAAGACUGGCUCUAGUAGUGAAGGAGGCGAGAGAAGAGUUCAACGAUCGAAGAGGGAGAGCAAGUACAUGGGUCUGCCACGGGAGGCCCUCCUGGAAGAAAGCCAGAGUUUAUCUGGAAGUGGCAUUGGUGGCGACCAAGACUCAACCGGCCAGCGCAUGGCAUACGGCCCAGAUGAAUACCCUCCCGAGAAGGUGGGUUGGCACGAGGAGCCGGAUAUGCCCGUCCACCUGACCAGUAAAGGUCCCAGUCAUCUCGGGUGGUAUGAGGCGAGAUCGACGAUGGAUGUUUCACGGCUGAUCACCCUACCGCCACCUUACCCCCGACACUAUCCUGCGGUCAACAAUAGCCAUCCCGAACUCGUUACAUAUCGGACGUUGGUUCGAUCCAUCACCGAUCUAUCCGAGAUCAAAGCUACUCGGCAACGCCAUGAAACAGACAUGGGUGUCCUGUUCCAGAAGCACCUAACACGGGUCAAGGAAGGUCGUCGACAAUUCAAGGCCAACAUUCAGAGCCAAAUCCAGGAAGGUAGUAUCACGUUCGCGGAGGCCGCAGAAGCCGAAGCAGCAUUAAUCGUGGAGGAGAACACCCUGGAAAGAGAGUUGAUGCAAAGACAGUUGGAUAACUUUCAAGAAACGGUUUUUAGGCCGAUGCGCACGAUACUGAGAGAUCGGAUUGAACGAGCGACAUCUUGCAUUGAUGAACUGCAGAGCAAGCUAUUUGACGACGCACGGUGUGGGACGCCUGACCAAACGCAGGAGGAAGGGGAUGAGAAACCGGAACUCCUGGAGAAACUCACUCAACUCAAGUGGCUCUUCGAGGCCAGAGAAAAUUUACAUCGUGAAGUCUUUGAGCUGAUCAGUGAUCGGGAUGAAAAGUACAAGGCUGUGGUACUGCUGCCAUACAAGCAGGCAGGGAACGAUGACAAGGUCCUUGAAACCAGCGAGUUCUUUUUGAAGGAUGCAAUGGAUCGGCGAGUCAAUCACGAGUCCGAUGCCUUGGCUCGUCUCGAGUCAUUUUUGGAUGUGAUUGAGGAGAAUGUGGCCCGCGGGGUGGAGAUCCAACUGUCUGCUUUCUGGGAUAUUGCCCCGCCUCUCCUCGCCUUGGUGCAGCAGAUCCCCGAGAAUCUCCGUGGCUUCUUGGUCCAGAUCCCAGUCCACGAGUACGACGAGAACCCCAGUUACCACCAACAUCCGCUACAAUAUCUAUACACACUGGUCUCGCAUGCGGAGAAAUCUAGCUACCAGUAUAUCGAGUCUCAGAUCAACCUGUUCUGCUUGCUGCAUGAGGUCAAGUCGGCAGUGAUGAAGGCGAACUGCAGUCUUGUGGAAGCGGAGCGUAUCUGCCAGGGAGAGGCAGAGAGCAAGGUCCUGCAAGAGCUGCAAGCGUCGAGAGCAGACGAGGAACGCACAUUGACCGGCGACCUCCAAGACAAGGUGGCUACGGUAGAAGGCCAGUGGGCUGAAGCGCUUGGGAGCCAGAUUCAAGGGUUACGGGAGCGGGUCAAAGAGCAACUCAUGGCAGAGAAUGGAUGGGAUGAAAUCGAACAGUUGGAGCAGGCGUAAGGAAGUCAACAUGGAGUUAACAGGGAAAGGCUGGGUCAAAAUUGCUCUCGUACUGUUUGGUGAUGAUGAUGAUGAUGUUGUUGUUGCUUUGCUUUUCUAUCAAGAUACCCACAUUCGUUUGUUUUGACAUUGAACUGAAUUGCCCCACCAGACCGCCCCAGUCACGUGGUAUCGACUAACUCCGGAUGCCUU
Messenger RNA from Aspergillus saccharolyticus JOP 1030-1, 4291 nucleotides. RefSeq lists its product as uncharacterized. Lineage: Eukaryota; Fungi; Ascomycota; Eurotiomycetes; Eurotiales; Aspergillaceae. Bases 116 to 4099 code for a protein of 1327 amino acids. The record is from RefSeq and is a predicted model, not a curated record. The transcript has 3 exons.